AGAUAAGUGUAUCCUCCCUAUGCGAGGAGGACACGGACUCGCGAGCAGAAAGCCGCGGUAGUCGGUACAAUCACCAAGUAGACUGACACUAAUUUUUCCAUACAUGUCAAAGUAAACCACUUGACAUCAAGAAGAAGAUGGACGAGCUCGAGGUUGAAGAGUUUUCGGACGACUUCGAACUGGACGAGAGUCUGGAGCUGCCGAAGCCGAAAGACCUCUCCCAGCGCGAAGAGGACAAGUCCGGGUCGGAGUCGCUGCGCUUCGACGAUUUCGCCGGCGGGGCGUCCCCACCUGGUGCGAUCACGGACAAAACAGAGGAGGACCAACCGGGAGAUGCGGUGUUCGGGCUGCAGUUGCAGUAUGAAAAGGAAAAAUCCCCCCUCCCCAUAUCAAAACGGAAAUCUGUGAUGCUGGAUUUGCGUACACAAAUCAGAUUUGUAUUGCAGGAAGGCAUUGCGACCAGAUCCCCAGGCUAGCUAGGGGCGUAUGGGUCUAGUAGUUCAGCAUUGCAAACGGCUGACCUUUAGGCCCAACAGCAUGACAAAUCGCUUCCAUAAUGGGGCGGAAGCUUCUGCCCUUGUCUUCUUGCAAGACAAAUGCGAUUUGUGACCUCAAAUCAGCAACGCAAAUUCUCGGCAAGAUACCUUUUCGAUAUGGGGAGGGGGGAUUUUUCCUCUCAAUAUACAGGAAGAUGACACGAUUCUUGCGGACAAUAUGCAGGGUAAGAAGCUCGACUUCGAUCCCUCACCGGUCGACGAGGACGAGGAUUUUGGUGGUCGACAAGAGGAGAAAGCACCCGCGGCGAAAAAGGACGAAUUUGCUGAUUUUCUUGACGCGCUUUCGGACGACGACGCAAACAGCGACGACGCGGGAAUUUUCGGUGUCGGAAUCGUCGGAAAGGCAGCCGUCGACGCAACAGCAUCUUCAAAACCUGUUUCGGAGGAGAAAUCUUCAGCACAAGUAGAACUGCAGCAGUCCAAAGCCUCCUCACCCGCCGGCGAAAGAAAAAAUGAGGACACGGCGGUCGUCACUCCAUUGACGGCGUUGGAAGUAGAUCAAGCACACGGCAGCAAGGUGGAAGAGGUUGAGGAUUCGUUCCACAUCCCACGGGUCAAGGAGGAAGGGAAGAAGAGCAGGAGGUUUGAGGAAGCAAAGAAGGACGACCUCACGAGCAAUUCCUCCGAAACGGGGACGCUGGGGAGCAAGGGCCCCGGGCGGCGCGGGCGCAGGCAAUCGGGCGGCGGCGAGCCGGAACCGGACCGCGCGAAGUUGGAUUUCGAUUUGGACGCUGCUUUGGGGAUCGUGAAGAAGGAAGAUGAUGAUCCGGUGAAACCUUUAUUUGCGGUCGAAAUAAAUCAGGAAGACAAGAAGACAAAGCCGUCCACUUCCUCCCCGGUAGAGGACGAGAUCAUAAAGUUCGAGAGUGUUUCCGAGGAGGAAAUAGUCUCUGCGUCGAAAGUGGACGUAACUUCCGACCUUGCGAGCCGAUCGAACGCCGGCGGGCUUACGCCGAAGAGCGAAUCUAGCAGCAGGUUCGCCCGGGCCGCGACGAAGAGAGCCAUCCCGGAAGAGGACUUGCCGCGAUCGUCCGCCUCCUCCGCCUCCGGAGGCGAUCGCGUGAAUAAAGGCGGGCUGAACAGUGCAGAGAACAACUUCACCUCGGGGGAAACGAAAUCUGUCGUCAUCGGCUCCACAAGCGAGGCUGAUCUCUUCACUCUCUUGCCGGCGAGUGGGACGAGCACUGGAGUUGCUGGCACUGCGCCAGGAAUCGUUCUCGGCGGACCGAUCAUGCGUGGGCCCAUGGCGAGGGCGGCCGGGGGAGAAAAGGAAAACCAGACUUCAAGUGGUACGAAGCCUUCAGUAACGGUUCUCGGGGCGGACGACAGCGGAAGUGGCGCAAGUGCUGCGGUGGACGAGCAGAAGAAGGAACAACCACAAGCUGUUCGUGUUCCAACAAUUGGUCUUCCGGAGCCCCCAGCAGUAGUUGGGUCGUCCAGUACUAACAGCAACGUGCAAAUCGGAUCGGUCUCCGAAUCGGACCUCUACAGCCUCGGGCCGACGACCGGUGGCGAUGAAAAACAGGAUAUCGACUUCACGUCAUUGUUGAAGCAGAAGCCGAAGCGCACGUUUCAGUCUACGAACCAGUCCAGCACGUCUAUCAACAGUGAGUCGCACCCGUCGCAGCACACGAACUCGCAGCAAACCACGUCGCAGGGCACUCCUUUGUCCCCCGGCAGCGGGAAGUUCGUGGAACGGCGCGACGUAUCAAAUGCAAAAAUGUCUGGGUCUGGAAGAGUGCAUGUUUGUCAUGCUUGUAUGGCAUGACUCGAGAAUCUGUGUUGCAUAGGCACGAAAACGCCCUCUUACCUGUCAUGCAAAGACGUAGUUUGCCAUGCGGAAUACGUAAGACAUGGCAGCCACAAAAAUUGUCAUGCGUAGCUGCGUAUUGCAGUGCGUCUAUCAUUCACUUUUAGCAUUACAAGUUUCCUCCAGACCCAGACAUAUUUGCAAUUCAUACGACGUCGGGAUCAACUACAUGCAGCCGUACCGGGAGGGCGGGCCCCGGGUCCAUUCCCCCGGUAACCACAGUAAAUUUCCCGUACACGUACACAUGCGUUAUGCGGUGUCUGCAUGACAAAAAUUGGCUUCCAUCCUAGUCUAGCAUGACAAGUUUUACGCUUUAAAUUUGUGAAAUUUGUGAUGCAUCUUGUACAUGUACGGGAAAUUUGUAUUGCAUACCCGGCAUGGCACCCCCACUGGUCGGGGAGAGCAGCACGGCGACCUCCAGCUUUGUUUCCUCCGAGCCCGCGCGUGUGGUCGCGGAAGAGCCGGGCAUGCGACCCGCGAGGGACGAAACGAAUGUUGCGAAGAACAAAUCAACCAAUUCCCGUGCAGCAGGAGCGCGGACGGUUGCCAGCACUGGAGGCGACGCAGUGGAAAUCGCGGAGGAGAUCGAAGGGGCUUCGUCAGGGGAGUCGGUGAACAUUGGUGCGGGGGCACCACAGAUGAACAAACCGCGGCAGAAACGGCCGGGACUUGUUGAGUCGCGGCCGCCGGCAGCCUUCUCGACGCGAAACAACGUCGUCGCCAGCAGUGGGGCAGGGAGGAGGAAGCAGGGCGGCGGGAUUUUGAAAAACAAAGACGACCCGGCAGGAGGACCAGCUCCGGUGCAGCAAGUGGUACCCGCGACGAGGGCGGUGGAUGGCAAGCCGCAACAAGCUGGUGGUGCUGUAGCAGGGGCGGGGAAAAAGCCACCGGAACCGGCGGGGAACCUGGAGAAAACAGGUAGAGGAAAUAAAGUCGUGUGUAGUGAUGUUGCUUCUGCGUGUAUGUGCAUCUCUUAGAAUUGGAUUUAGUUAUGGUUUGUCUUUCUAUGAUCUACCGUUGGCGUUGGAUGAAAUAAUUUGCAGGCAAAUCGCAAUCCGGGACUUCACUUGCUUCCCUUGGAUACUCUGAAGACUUCGAAGUGCCCUCCGACGCGACUCCUGAGGACGGUCCGAGCCGCUCGUCAUCGAAGGGCACUACGGGCGAGGGCGGGAUAGUGGUAGACACCAUGCAUGAUAGUUUCUUUUUCACCUCGGAAGGUCGCAUGGCGUCGAUGCAUUUUUGGACGAGAGUGUUGCCGUUAUGUUGUUGCUAGAGUGUUCAGAUCUUCUGAAUGUCGGAUACAACAGAGCGCAAAUUAAAAAAUCAAGGUGAUCUCCCAACAAUCAAACCCCACGUCAACACGACCACGGCGACCUGCCGCGCAGCUCCCGACCACUAAUUCCACCCCGGCUGCCCCGUCUAAGCCGCGACAGCCGGUAGCCCAGCAAUCCCAGCAGCCGCCCACUACGAUUGUGGCGUCGCGGGUGAACGGGCCCAGUCGGAAGGGCAUCGCAAACUUCAAAGCGCCCGCGCCGGUCGUGGCGAAAGACGUUCCACGACGGGGGCGCAGUAAGGACGCCGAGCAGGGGGUCAUUCUCACUGCUGAGAACGCGCGGAACGUGCUGCGACCGACCAAACCGGGGCAGAAACGGCCCUUGGGGGUGAUGAGGGGCGGCACGCGGCAAAGUCGACCGACGUCGAGCUCGUCGGCACAGGACGACGCGUCAAUACAGUCGGUGACCGUGCAAGAACUGCCGAAAGUAGGGAGCGACAGGUUCUUUCGAAAGAGAUUGUCGUUCUUUUUUGUUCAAGGAAGUCACAUAGUAAGUAGAAAAGUUCUCAACAGGUUGUGCCAGAACCACUGUACUUACAACCGAGAGCAACCAUAGAAUUGCUCAACCUAGGUAGCAGAAAGGAUCAACCUGCUAUGCAAGAACUUUAUUUAUUUCUAUUCCGCAGUCCUCGUCCAAUCACUUCUCCGGGUCGCAAAUCGCCAACCGACACGGGUAUCAAUGUCGAAAACGUCGACCCGGCCUGGCUCCCGCCCCGCUACCAACAUGUGGCCGAGAAAGUUAUGGCGACCUGUGCUGAGGAAGGCUACACCAGCCCGCCACGCAGUCCCGGGCAUCAGAAUCAUAAAUCCGGAGAAGGCCGGCCGCACCGGCCCGGCACGUCACACCGACCCAGGACGGCGUCCGCAAAUGCGGAGUUGCAGCAAGAGAGCGUAGAUCCGGAUGUUAGUGUCACCGUGGAUGGCGAGGGAGGAGAUGCCAGUACUACUUCGCGCGCUGGACGGAGCAAGAGCGCCGAGCCGGGGGAGACCAGCGCCGCGCAGGAGCGGCUGGCGCCCAAAGAUCAGCGGCCGGGAUCGUCGUUACCGCGGGCCAGGAGUGAGAAACCGAGUCAGCACGCCUCGUCGGACGUACUGGUUUGCUUUUUGGAGAAGUUUAUGGCUGUUAGAAUCUGAGCCUGAUGCUGAGUAUGCUAUGAAUCUGUUUGUCUCGUCAUCUUUUUACUUUCGCAUCAGAAAUGUGUUAUUUACGAUGUUUGUUGCAACUACAACAGAGCGGCGCAGUGAACUGGAAACACGAGAAGUCGUAUGGAGAGCAAUACGUGCCGCCCUCGUAUAGAUUUUUUGUGAUACUACACCUGCUCUAAUGUCGUGCCUGGUGUUGGAGUUGGUGUUUGUCUAUGCCGGUGCGAGAACCACGCGGAACUUCCCCAUUGAAGGUCGGGUGUAGAAGUAAAAAGUACGGACAUAGCCUCAAUUACAAUUAUCCAGGUCCGCGGUCACCUCCGCCAAGUCGCCGAAGCGGGCGAGGAAGGAGAAACUCCCCGACUUCAUCCGGAUGCAGAAGGCCAUCGACAAAGCGCGGAAGCAGCACGUGCUUGCGGAAUUGCAGCAGAUGCUGAACGAGACCUGGCGGCACGACAAGCAAGUGAAAAUGCGGCAGCUGAAGCAGCAGUGGGACGACCAGCGCCAGGAACAGCUGCGCCUUCAGACAGAAGAGAAAAAGCGCCGCAUCCAGGAGAUCGAGGCCGAACGAAAAAAUUACGUGGACAAGCAGUUACGGGACCGGCAGAACUACUUGCGGCGGAGGGAAGAGGAGCGGAAACGCAAAGAAGCCGAGCAGAGACGAUUCGCAGACUUGCAGCGGGUGUACGACGAUAACCUGCGCAAGGAAAAGCUGAAGGUCGCAGAACGGGAACGGGAAAAGUAUCGCGAGAAAUACCGGAAAAAACUCAAAUUUGUGAUGCCGGACUGGAUCGACUGAAUGCAUCCACACCUAUCAGGAUGUUUUGACAGCGCAUGUCUACGCGGUGAUGUCGGCCACAGCCGCAUCUACUUACCUCUCGCUGGGGACUCCUCGUCGGAUGUUUCUAGUUCGACUACGAGGAUUCCAAUGAAACUGGACAAAAAUAAAACUUUGAUUUGACUGAAGUUCACUUGAUAGUACUUAUGAGUCUUGAAAGAAAUGCAAUUACACACAUUUGAUGCUUGAAUGG
This is a messenger RNA of Amoebophrya sp. A120, 5874 nucleotides long. NCBI's taxonomy places the organism in Eukaryota, Dinophyceae, Syndiniales, Amoebophryaceae. The record is from the annotation of a GenBank genome assembly.